AUGCAGAGCCACCUUCCUCUGCGUCUAUGGCGCCUUUCUGGAGGUCGGCUCUUGGCCUUCCCUAAGGGAAGUCUGGUGCGGGGAGCGCUCCAGCAACCCUGUAGCAGUAAAGCGCUCAUCCGGCUUUUCCAUGCCAAGGUUCCUGCCCUGGGUGCACCCCAUGCGGUCUUGAGAGAAGAUGAUGUGAUUGAUGCAGUGAAUUCAUUCGGCUCUGUUUCUUACACCGUGGGUAAGACGGAGAGGAGCACCGAACGAGAACCGAAGGCAGCUGAAGGUACAUUUGCGUCUGUUCCGGCGCUCUCUGCCCCCACUUUGAAGGCUCUCCACAGUGACUUCAAGUACACUUCAAUGUCACCUGUUCAGAAAGCCGUUCUCUCACUGCUACCAACUGAGAAGGACUUGCUUGUGCGAGCCAAGACUGGAACCGGGAAGACCUUGGCUUUCUUGAUCGCGGCUCUUGAGUCUGCGAUUGCGAGACGGCAGGGACGGCGAUUUAAUGAGAAAAGUAUCACGGUACUAGUAUUGUCACCGACAAGAGAGUUGGCCUUGCAGAUUACGGAUGAGGCGAAGAGGUUGCUGGGCCCCCAUCGGUACCGCGUCGCUACGGCUGUUGGUGGACCUGGGAGGAAUAGAUUUAUAUCCCUGAUAAAAUCUCGCCAGAGGACUGAUGUGUUGAUCGCCACUCCUGGGAGGCUGUUGGACAUGUUGGAAAAUGUUCCUGAAUUUCAAAGCAAAUGCGAAGGGUUGGAAACGCUUAUCUUUGACGAAGCGGAUCAACUAUUAGAAAUGGGCUUCCGAGAUUCGAUCAGUGCCAUCGUGGAGAAGUUGCCGUCUCAAAGGCAAACGUUCAUGUUCUCAGCAACUUUAUCGUCCGGCAUUCAAGCCAUCGCCAAGAAGACGCUGCAGCCUGGGUAUGACUAUAUUGACACUGUUCCCGCAAACGAAACCCCAACACACCUCAAAGUUCGUCAAACGUACGCAAUAUUACCAUAUUCUCAGCAACUCUCCGUUCUUUAUGACAUCAUCCAGCAACAUCGCCAGUCGAAUCCUGCCGCCAAAAUUAUCGUUUUCUUCCCAACCACUAAAGUUGUCUCUUACCUUGCCGGUGUAUUUAAUGAUAUCCCUGGAAUGGACGUUAUGGAAAUUCACUCAAAGCUUACGCAAGUGCACCGGACACGUGUUGCGCAACGAUUCCGACGUGCCCAUUCCGCCGUUCUAUUUACGUCUGAUGUGUCAGCGAGAGGAGUGGAUUACCCUGGUGUAACUUUGGUGGUACAAAUGGGAAUGCCAACUUCAUCUGAUCAGUACAUUCACCGGGUUGGACGAACCGGGCGAGCUGGUGCUUCUGGCGAGGGUAUCAUUAUCCUUAGCCCUUAUGAGAAACGGUUUCUGGACAGUUUGAAAGAUGUGCCGAUCAAACAGGACAUGCGAUACGGUCCGCAGGCACCGGCUGCCAGGAAUGAAGAGGUCAAACAGUUAUUGGAAGAUGCCAUGAGGCAUGCGCCCAAGGAGGCGGCAAUGGAAUGUUACUCGGCCUACAUUGGCUUCCAUAAACAAAACGGUGCACUCCUCGGUAUCUCAAAGGAGACGAUGAUUAAGGGAGCCAACGACUUUGCUACUGGUAUCGCCCCGUCUACCAUGAGACCCGCUCUUCGUCCAGUAUUGAGCAGCUUGGCUCGCCGCACCUCGACCAACAAUAUUGUUGGUGGGCUGUCUGCCUCGUUUGCACUUCAACGUUCACAGGGGUUGUCUACAGCUACCCGUCCCCUCCUUCAAGCGUCGGCAGCAGCAACCGCACCUUCCGCUCCUUCGUCACCGCAAACUAGAGUUCUCUUCCCUGGAGCAACGGACUCGCACUACACGGAGCAACUGCAAUUUGUGCGGGACUAUCCGUCGCUUCCGACGUAUCGGGUCUUGGAUCUGGAAGGAAAUGUUUUGAAUCCUUCUGAGGAUCCACAGUUGUCCAAGGAAGAAUGUCUAAAGAUGUACACAUCCAUGUUGACUCUCAACUCUAUGGAUCUCAUCUUGUAUGAGGCUCAGCGACAAGGACGUAUUUCGUUUUAUAUGACGAGUUAUGGAGAGGAGGCGACGCAUAUGGGUAGUGCUGCUGCUCUCACAUUGGAUGAUAUUGUUUACGGACAAUACCGGGAAGCUGGGGUACUUCUCUACCGCGGGUUCACCAUUGAGCAAUUUAUGAACCAAUGCUAUUCCAAUGAGCUUGACCUCGGAAAGGGUCGGCAGAUGCCCGUGCACUAUGGUAGCAAGGCCCUCAACUUUCAGACCAUCUCGUCUCCACUCGGUACGCAGCUUCCACAGGCCGCUGGAUCGGCCUAUGCGCUCAAACGGACUGGAAAGGACGCAUGUGUGAUUUGCUUCUUUGGAGAAGGGGCGGCAUCCGAGGGGGAUUUUCACGCUGCUUUGAAUAUUGCUGCUACGACUGAGAGUCCAGUUUUGUUUUUCUGCCGUAACAAUGGUUAUGCGAUUUCAACGCCUGCAAAAGAGCAGUACCGUGGUGAUGGGAUCGCCUCUAGAGGUCACGGAUACGGAAUGGACACUGUCCGUGUAGAUGGUAACGAUGCGCUGGCGGUGUACAACGUAGUUAAAGAAGCUCGCCGACGAGCAAUUACCGAAGAGCGACCCAUCCUCAUCGAAGCGUUGACCUACCGAGUUGGACACCACAGUACAUCCGAUGAUUCAUCUGCCUAUCGGUCGAAAACGGAGGUAUCUGACUGGAUGAAGCAAGACAGCCCCAUUGUCCGAUUCCGCAAGUACAUUGAAAACAAGGGCUGGUGGAACGAAGAGCAAGAACAAUCCUUCCGUAAAACCAUCCGAAGCAAGAUCCUCAAGGAAUUUGCUGCUGCAGAAAAAGUAAAGAAACCUUCCUUGGAGCAUUUGUUUACCGACGUGUACGCUGGAGAACAACCGUGGAAUUUGAAGGAGCAGGAACAGGAGCUGCAUAGGCUGAUUGAAAAAUUCCCUGCUCAUUAUGAUACGAAUGGGCAUGCCAAAUAG
Molecule: messenger RNA, 3012 nt
Organism: Spizellomyces punctatus DAOM BR117
Lineage: Eukaryota; Fungi; Chytridiomycota; Chytridiomycetes; Spizellomycetales; Spizellomycetaceae
Exons: 12
Coding region: 1-3012 (1003 amino acids)
Biological process (GO): branched-chain amino acid catabolic process
Molecular function (GO): oxidoreductase activity, acting on the aldehyde or oxo group of donors, disulfide as acceptor; ATP binding; nucleic acid binding
Source: RefSeq, a predicted model, not a curated record